UCUUCAGUCGCCUGCGCCACACUCCCAUUGGAGCACGAGACCACACUGGCACACAUCCCACAGCCACCAGGAGCCGGCCGCCACCAUGGAAAAAACCAGCAGCUCCUCCAUGGCCUCCCCAGUCCGCUCACCGCCACCGGAGCCGGCCGCGGAGGCACAACCACCUCCUCCUUCUUCGCCCCCAUCACAGCUUCCGGCUACCGACCCCUUUCGCCUCUCGCCGGAUAACCCAACCCCAACUCAUCCCCUUCCUGCUGCACCUACAACUACUGCUCCGGCGCCAUCUACCGGCCCCUUUCGCCUCUCGCCGGAUAACCCAACCCCAGCUCCUCCCCUUCCUGCUGCACCUACAACUACUGCUCCGGCGCCAUCUACCGGCCCCUCUCGCCUCUCGCCGGAUAACCCAACCCCAGCUCCUCCCCUUCCUGCUGCACCUACAACUACUGCUCCGGCGCCAUCUACCGGCCCCUUUCGCCUCUCGCCGGAUAACCCAACCCCAGCUCCUCCCCUUCCUGCUGCACCUACAACUACUGCUCCGGCGCCAUCUACCGGCCCCUCUCGCCUCUCGCCGGAUAACCCAACCCCAGCUCCUCCCCUUCCUGCUGCACCUACAACUACUGCUCCGGCGCCAUCUACCGACCCCUUUCGCCUCUCGCCGGACAAUCCAACCCCAGCUCCUCCCCUUCCUGCUGCACCAACAAUUACUGCUCCGCCGCCGGAUGGCGCCGGCGAUUCCUCUCCACCAUGUCCUCCCUCGCCUCCAAAGGCUCCAACGCAUCCACCUCUUUCCACCGCCGAUCCUUCUGCUCCCCUCCCUCGUGGGAACCAAACAUCCGCGCCGCGGCGGACACCCCCGCCUCCUCCCGCUCGCGCUCCCGCUCCAGCAGCACCACCUCCACCAGCACCGGCGUCUCCGGAAGCUAAGCCGGUGCAGGAGGCAGAUGAAGCGCCCGGCGGAUCGGAGAACAUGGCGCUAGCCCUUGCGCUAACCCAAAACGAAGCAGUGAUGCCGCCGACGCCGCAGAAGGACGCGGUCAUGGCUGAAUCCCCGACCGGAUCUCCGCAGAAGGAGUCGGCCCUGACCGUAGCGAAGCUCCUCUCGGCCGAGGACCCCGCGGCAACGGAGGCCAAGCCGGCCGCCGACAAGGUAGCACCUGCGGUAGUCACCGAGUCAGUCGCCGGCGGCGGCGGGGGCGGAGGUGGAGGCGGAGGCAAAGUCGGAGUGGGCUCCAAGAGAUGGCUCCUUAGAGGGGUCCCAGAUAGAGUACGGCUCACGGAGCUGAAGAGGGCUGAGCUAGGGUUUAGGGUUUCAGCUGCCGUGUUCUGCUUGAUCUCGGUCUCCGUCAUGUCGUCUGGCACUACGCCGGGCUGGGCUGGUGACUCCUUCCGCCGCUACAACGAAUACAGGUACACGCUUGCUGCGAGCGUGAUGGCUUUUACAUACUCGGGGUUCCAAUUAGUUGCAGAAGUGCACUACCUUGUCACAGGGAGGCGCAUAAUUGGAGGCCCCUGGGGGAACUACUUCAAUCUCGCCAUGGAUCAGGUAUUGGCUUACCUGCUGCUGUCAGCAUCUUCAGCAGCGCUUUCUCGCAAUGAUGUGUGGGUGUCAAGAUUUGGCGUGGAUCAAUUUGCCAAACUUAUCAAUGCCUCAGGCUCAAUGGCGUUCUUAGCUUUCAUUGCUCUUGGUCUGAGCUCCAUCAUCUCUGCUCAUCGUGUAUUCAGCUCAAUCCCUUAAACCUGUGGUGUGCAUUACUGAUGUAAAUAUUAUGCUCUAGAUGUACGUUGGCAUGCCGCCCGUGCCGCCCUUUUUCUCUGCAACUUAUGUUCCUGGUUGUGUCGCAACCAUACAUUAAAUUCAAGACAGACUGUUCAAACACGGGUGGAUGUAAAGUAUAUAAGCUUACUAACUUGGGGACCUAUGAUUCUGUAAUAAAAUGUUAUAGAGCCCCAGGGGAUUAAAAGGCGUAAUGGGUGGCCACUGCAGUGUCAAUGAUAUGUUCCUGUAUGUGGUGAAAUUUUCCAUUGA
This is a messenger RNA of Triticum aestivum (bread wheat), 2026 nucleotides long. Its product is annotated as vegetative cell wall protein gp1. The record is from RefSeq and is a predicted model, not a curated record. NCBI's taxonomy places the organism in Eukaryota, Viridiplantae, Streptophyta, Magnoliopsida, Poales, Poaceae. Bases 86 to 1735 code for a protein of 549 amino acids. The transcript is spliced from 3 exons.